UAGGGAAUUGGUGGAACGAGACGGGCGCUCUCUCGAAGUCGCAAUGGCGAUGACACCUCCUGCUCUAACACUCGAUCUCCUCCGUUGCCCCAUGCCAGGAGCGGCACCUCCUGCUCUCACACUCGAUCUCCUCCGCUGCCCCAUGCCAAGCUCCUGGCAUGGGAGAAAAACACGUCUCAGCUUUAACAAGGGUGGUCUCUACCUCAAGAUUGCCUCCUCUUCUCAGUCUUCCACCCCUUCAGAAGUUAGCGCCGAGACUGCAGAAUCUUGUGUCAACUUGGGCCUCUCCCUCUUCUCUAAAGGAAGGGUAAAAGAUGCUCUUAUACAGUUUGAAAAUGCACUCACAUUGAAUCCAAACCCAAUGGAAGCUCAAGCCUCACUUUAUAAUAAAGCCUGUUGCCACGCAUAUAGGGGUGAAGGGAAGAAAGCUGCAGAUUGUUUGCGAACUGCUUUGAGAGAUUAUAAUCUCAAGUUCAGUACUAUUCUCAAUGAUCCCGACUUAGCUUCAUUCAGAGCUUUGCCCGAGUUUAGGGAAUUGCAGGAAGAGGCUAGAGUUGGAGGUGAAGACAUCGGUUAUGGAUUUCGAAGGGAUCUCAAGCUUAUUAGUGAGGUUCAAGCACCAUUUCGUGGUGUAAGAAGAUUUUUCUAUGUCGCACUUUCAGCUGCUGCUGGAAUUUCGAUGUUUUUUACUGUCCCCAGACUCAUACGUGCAAUUAGUGGUGGUGAUGGUGCCCCUGCUCUUUGGGAGACUGCUACUAAUGCUGGCAUCAAUGUUGGAGGCAUCAUUAUACUUGCGGGAUUGUUUUUCUGGGACAACAAAAAAGAAGAAGAGCAGCUUUCUCAAAUAACAAGGGAUGAAACACUAUCAAGAUUACCCCUGCGACUUUCUACCAACAGAAUUGUUGAACUUGUGCAGCUGCGAGAUACAGCUAGGCCAGUUAUUUUGGCAGGGGACAAGGAAACUGUAUCUAGAGCAAUGCAGAAGGCUGAGAGGUUCAGAACUGAACUUGUAAAACGUGGUGUUUUGUUGAUUCCUGUUAUCUGGGGUGCUUAUAAGAAUGUCCCUCUUGAGAAAAAAGGCUUUGGACUUCCUCAGAAGACUACUACAUCGCUUCCUUCAAUUGGACAGGAAGACUUUGAAAAGCGAGCCCAAUCAAUAUCUGCCAAGUCACGCUUGAAAGCAGAAAUGCGAUUUAAAGCCGAUAUAAUAUGUCCUGAUGAGUGGGAAAGAUGGAUAAUUGACCAGCAAAAGUCUGAGGGCGUUAAUCCUGGUGAAGAUGUAUACAUUUUUUUGCGACUGGAUGGCCGUAUUCGAAGAUCAGGGAAGGGCAUGCCUGAUUGGCAGCAGAUUGUGAAAGAGCUGCCACCGCUAGAAGCCUUCCUCAGCAAACUCGAAAGUGGUGAAGAUAUUUCAAACUUGAUUGUGCAACGUCUUCUUCGUUGGCCUCUGUCAAGGCUUUUGGAGCUUACUACACAUGGCAUUGUGUUGGUUGGCCGUCCUCAUAUCAUUUGCUCGCAUCGAUGAAGCAUACAUAUCUGGGAAGUCAUUAGUGUUUGUCUACACUAGCAGAUAAUUCAAUAGCAGGUUAUUAUCAAUUCAGGUCUUGAAUGAACAAUAUUAACCUAUUACACUAUUAUGAAAUAAUUUGACUAACCCAAAAUAUGGGAUAAGUUUUUAAUAAUUGAAGAGAUUUCUUAUGAAUCAUUAGAA
Molecule: messenger RNA, 1711 nt
Organism: Dendrobium catenatum
Lineage: Eukaryota; Viridiplantae; Streptophyta; Magnoliopsida; Asparagales; Orchidaceae
Product: protein LOW PSII ACCUMULATION 1, chloroplastic
Exons: 10
Coding region: 44-1525 (493 amino acids)
Biological process (GO): photosystem II oxygen evolving complex assembly
Cellular component (GO): chloroplast
Molecular function (GO): protein binding
Source: RefSeq, a predicted model, not a curated record